Messenger RNA from Ornithodoros turicata, 438 nucleotides. RefSeq lists its product as uncharacterized. The transcript has 4 exons. Bases 1 to 438 code for a protein of 145 amino acids. Lineage: Eukaryota; Metazoa; Arthropoda; Arachnida; Ixodida; Argasidae. The record is from RefSeq and is a predicted model, not a curated record.
AUGAGAGACAGCGGCGACGUUCAAAGUUUCGUCUUGUACUUUCGAAUGACGCCAGACGUUUUCGACUACCUUCACGAUCUGGUUAAGGACGACCUCACGAAGCAGCAUGUCGUUCGGGAGCCACUGUCUUCCCACGAAAGGCUGGCCCUCACAUUACGAUAUCUGUCCUCUGGAAUGGCGUUUAAAGAUGUCGCCAUGGCAUACAGAGUUGGAAUCGAGACAGCACGCGAAGCCGUGCAUCUCACCUGCACGGCACUAUGGAACAGGUUGAAGGACCUAUACAUGAUGCCCCCAAGUGAAUCAGAGUGGCAAGAUAUUGCACAGGGCUUUGGGGAAAGACGGAACUUUCGAAAUUGCCUUUGUGCUGUCGAUGUUAAACAUGUUCGAAUUGUUGCACCAAACAAGUCUGGAAGUACAUAUUUCAUCUACAAGUGCUAG